Calypte anna (Anna's hummingbird) is the source of this 631-nucleotide messenger RNA. It is a transcript of the gene C24H11orf52, whose product is annotated as chromosome 24 C11orf52 homolog. The transcript is spliced from 4 exons. The record is from RefSeq and is a predicted model, not a curated record. The coding region runs from base 269 to 625 and encodes 118 amino acids. NCBI's taxonomy places the organism in Eukaryota, Metazoa, Chordata, Aves, Apodiformes, Trochilidae. Gene Ontology annotation, cellular component: extracellular exosome.
AGAAAGCAGAAUUUUAACCCCAGGGCUGUGGCCUGGAGGCGUGCUCACACAUUACCCACUUCUUCCUGGCCAGCAAGAGGCGAAGGGGGCAAAGAGAACCCCCGGGGCUGAGGGGACGCCCGGGGCCGGCAAAGCGGCGGUGCCGCGAUGGGGAGAAACCUGACACUGCCAGACACUCCCUGGGAAUAGCCAGGGGCCGAGCAGGAACCAGGAAAUACAAGAUCUCUCUGUCCACAGAAGGCUUCUUCUCCAUGGGCGAGGGAGCGCCAUGGGCAACCUCUGGAGCUGCGGGAGACCCUGGCAUUGCCCUUCACCUUUUAAAAGAAAGACAGAAAAGCAAGGAACUGAUCUGAGACAGAAGAGCCAACAGCAUCAGCCUGACAGGAAGGUUCCAACGCAGGAAGAUGUCCCAGAAUUUCCUCUCUAUGCCACUGUGAGUAAAGCCAAGGGUGUGCAGCAGGACGAGAGCAUUCACUAUGCAGACAUCCAGGUGUUCACCACGCUCCGGGAGCGCUCGGCAGCAGAGGUGAAGAAUUUACAGAUGCAGAAUGCCACAGAGUAUGCAACCCUCAACUUCCCCCGGCCCAGGCUGAAAUAUGACAGCAAGAAUGGGACUCUGGUAUAAAAAAAA